CUCGCUACUUCCUCUCCGGCCCCUGCGUAGUCCAUAAGGAAACCCGGACGCCGGCGUCGCUCUCUUUUUUUUCUAGGCGCCCGGGAAGAUGGCGGACAUUCAGACGGAGCGUGCGUACCAGAAGCAGCCGACCAUCUUCCAAAAUAAGAAGAGGGUGCUGCUGGGAGAAAGUGGCAAGGAGAAGCUCCCCCGAUACUACAAGAACAUCGGUCUAGGCUUCAAGACACCCAAAGAGGCCAUUGAGGGCACCUACAUUGACAAGAAAUGCCCCUUCACCGGUAAUGUCUCCAUCCGAGGGCGGAUCCUGUCUGGCGUGGUGACCAAGAUGAAGAUGCAGAGGACCAUUGUCAUUCGCCGAGACUACCUCCACUACAUCCGCAAGUACAAUCGCUUCGAGAAGCGCCACAAGAACAUGUCUGUGCACCUUUCCCCCUGCUUCAGGGACGUCCAGAUCGGCGACAUUGUCACCGUGGGCGAGUGCCGGCCCCUGAGCAAGACUGUGCGAUUCAACGUGCUCAAGGUCACCAAGGCUGCUGGCACCAAGAAGCAAUUCCAGAAGUUCUGAGAUGACACUGCCCCCUCCCCAGAACAAAUAAAGUCAUUUUCCACUCUCA
Molecule: messenger RNA, 614 nt
Organism: Dipodomys ordii (Ord's kangaroo rat)
Lineage: Eukaryota; Metazoa; Chordata; Mammalia; Rodentia; Heteromyidae
Gene: Rps11
Product: ribosomal protein S11
Exons: 5
Coding region: 89-565 (158 amino acids)
Biological process (GO): translation
Cellular component (GO): ribosome; cytosolic small ribosomal subunit
Molecular function (GO): structural constituent of ribosome
Source: RefSeq, a predicted model, not a curated record